AUGUUAAAGAUAUUAAAAGAAAACCAUAACACAAUGAGGAAAAUACUGUGGCGAACAGUGACCACAGGUGACCAGAGUUUAUGUGCAGAACCAGUUCAUGAGCAGAAACUGACACUUCUCCUGCUAACACUGCUGCUCUUCCUUUAUACCACAGAAGUUGAAACAGCUGUCUGUGAGAUGCUGGGGUUCCCAGAGUUUCCUCUUUUGUCUAAGAAAGGGGAUCUAACUAUUGGAGGAGCUUUCUCCAUCCACGGCCAAAUCUCACAGUCUUCAAGCUCCCUGACGGAUCCACCAGAACCUCUCGUGUGCUCCAGGUUAAGUUUAAGGGAGUUUCGUUUUGCUCAAACAAUGAUAUUUGCCAUUGAGGAGAUCAACAACAGCAGCUCUUUACUGCCAAAUAUCUCAAUCGGUUAUAAGAUAUUUGACAGCUGUGGUUCAACGUUAACUUCAACACGUGCAGUGAUGGGUCUAAUGAAUGGACAAGAACGCACUUCAGGAAAAACCUGCUCUGGUCAAUCAACUGUUCAUGCCAUUGUUGGAGCGUCAGAGUCUUCCUCAACUAUUGUGAUGCUUCGAAUUUCAGGGAUUUUCCAAACACCAGUGAUCAGCCACUUUGCAACAUGUGCAUGUCUCAGCAACAGAAAGGAAUACCCCUCCUUCUUCAGGACCAUUCCCAGUGACUACUACCAGAGCAGAGCCCUGGCUAAACUGGUAAAGCACUUUGGAUGGACGUGGGUUGGGGCGGUCAGAAGUGACAAUGACUAUGGUAAUAAUGGAAUGGCGACAUUUAUCGCAGCUGCGACUCAGGAGGGGGUUUGUGUUGAAUACUCCGAGGCCAUCUCCAGGACAGGAUCCAGAGAACAGGUUGAGAAGGUGGUCAGAGUAAUCCGGAGUGGCACUACAACUGUUUUAGUUGCUUUUCUUGCGCAGGCUGAGAUGGAUGUUUUGCUUGAAGAAGCUCUGAUACAAAACCUGACCGGGUUGCAAUGGGUUGGCAGUGAAUCAUGGAUUACAUCAGGUCAAUAUUCCAAGAAGAAGUUUGCUGGUAUAUUGACAGGAUCUCUGGGGUUUGCCAUUAAAAUGGCAAAAAUCCCAGGCUUGCAAGAUUUUCUCUUACAGGUUCACCCAAGACAGGAACCGCAGGACAUGCUACUUCAAGAGUUUUGGGAAGAAAGCUUUGAAUGCACUUUUCAGCCCAGUCUACUUGGUACAAAACAGUGUUCUGGCAAUGAGAGACUAGAAGAUAUAAAUAAUUCUUUCACGGACGUGUCAGAGCUAAGAAUAUCUAAUUGUGUGUACAAGGCUGCGUAUGCUGUAGCUCACGCCAUGCACAGCAUGUUAAAAUGUGGACAAAGUGGUGAAACAUUCAAUCAUUCAUGUGUCUGGAAAGAUCAUAUAGACCCGAGACAAGUUGUGAAACACCUCCAGGAUGUGAAUUUUACUCUUCAUUCAGGAGAAAGAGUGUAUUUUGAUAAACGAGGAGACCCCGCAGCAACAUAUGAGCUGGUUAACUGGCAGAGAAAUGCAGCACGAGAUGUUGUGUUUGUGACUGUAGGGAGCUAUGAUGCUUCACAACCAAAUGGACAGCAGUUCACCAUGAAUGGAAUAAACAUAACAUGGGUUGAAGAAUCCCAGAAGAGGCCACUGUCUGUCUGCAGCGAGAGUUGUUUUCCAGGCUUUCGACAGGCAAUAAUUAAAGGCAAACCCAUCUGCUGUUUCUCCUGCAUCGCCUGCGCUGCUGGAGAGAUCAGCAACUCUAGCAAUUCUGCAGAGUGUUCACGGUGUCCACUGGAAUACUGGUCAAAUGAGGAUCACAGCGAGUGUGUUCCAAAGGUGAUUGAGUUCCUGUCUUAUGAGGAGACCAUGGGUGCCCUCCUUGCUGCUUUCUCAUUGUUUGGAGCAGGUUUAACACUUGCAGUUUCAUGUGUCUUCUUUUGGUUUCGCAACACGCCUCUUGUUAGAGCCAGUAACUCAGAGCUGAGUUUCCUGGUGCUCUUCUCCUUGACUCUAUGUUUUCUGUGUUCUCUGACAUUCAUCGGCCAGCCCACUGAGUGGUCCUGCAUGCUACGACACACAGCAUUUGGCAUAACCUUUGCCUUGUGCAUGUCAUGUAUAUUGGCUAAAACCAUAACAGUGGUGAUGGCCUUUAAGGCUAGAAGGCCAGCGAACACAGUUCCUCAGUGUUCUGCUUCACUUCAGAGAACAAGCGUUCUCGGCUGUACUUUACUGCAGGUGUUGAUUUGUGUGGUAUGGUUAGCAUUAGCCCCACCAUUUCCCUACAAAAAUACGGCUCAUGCUACUGAAAGGAUUAUUCUAGAAUGUGAUUUAGGUUCAGAUAUAGGGUUUUGGGGUGUGUUAGGCUAUAUUGGACUUCUGGCUGUGCUAUGCCUAAUCUUUGCUUUUCUGGCUCGAAAGCUGCCUGACAAUUUUAAUGAAGCCAAAUUCAUCACCUUCAGCAUGCUGAUAUUCAGCGCAGUCUGGGUCACGUUUAUCCCAGCGUAUGUCAGCUCUCCUGGGAAGUUUACUGUAGCUGUAGAAAUAUUUGCUAUUCUGGCUUCAAGCUUUGGGUUGCUUUUCUGCAUAUUUGCUCCAAAAUGUUAUAUUUUACUACUGAAACCAGAGAGGAAUACUAAAAACCAAAUUAUGGGUAGGAACCAGUCAAAAGCAUUAUAA
Molecule: messenger RNA, 2673 nt
Organism: Cololabis saira (Pacific saury)
Lineage: Eukaryota; Metazoa; Chordata; Actinopteri; Beloniformes; Belonidae
Product: extracellular calcium-sensing receptor-like
Exons: 9
Coding region: 1-2673 (890 amino acids)
Biological process (GO): G protein-coupled receptor signaling pathway
Cellular component (GO): membrane
Molecular function (GO): G protein-coupled receptor activity
Source: RefSeq, a predicted model, not a curated record